Messenger RNA from Xiphophorus maculatus (southern platyfish), 3542 nucleotides. RefSeq names its product chromogranin B (gene chgb). The transcript is spliced from 7 exons. Lineage: Eukaryota; Metazoa; Chordata; Actinopteri; Cyprinodontiformes; Poeciliidae. Gene Ontology annotation, cellular component: secretory granule. The record is from RefSeq and is a predicted model, not a curated record. Bases 1259 to 3367 code for a protein of 702 amino acids.
GUGUUGGGUUUUUCUCCAUCUUGCAAUGGAUUGUUGCUCAGAUUUGUAUGCAUGAUACUCAGCUGAGUGGACAGUUCAAUUAUUAAUAUUUUUGCCUAGAGCAAAGCUUGCAGAUGUAAGCAUUAUUAUGUUUUCACGUAGCUUCACAUGAAUAUCAAAAUCAAGCCAUAGCAACCAAAAUCCCCAGUAUUUAUGAAAGAAAAAUCAUUUUCAAUGCUUUCUCAUCACCAGAACAAACACAAAAAUCACAUGCAGACAAAUCAAACCCUAGCUGUAUUAUUUAGUAGCAAUUGUGGAGGUUUGAAGCACAGCAUCGAGAAUUUUUAUGUUAAAAAUAAAGUCAGAAAUCUCAGUGACUCAUGAGGUCAACAAAGGUUUUGUACAAUGCAAUCUGACACAUAUGCAUUAAAAGCAAGUCAUGUUAUUUCCUUCUCAGCAGAGUAUUAAUUUCGGAUCCGAAUCCUUUCUCUCUCCAAAUUCUACCCCUCUCGUAAGCAGGCUUAUAUAGACGUUUCUGAUUUAUUUUUGAUGUUAAGGCCGUAGAAUCAUUUAAAAUGUGCAGGGAGUGAGUCCGCAUGCUCCUUUUUCCAAGUUAAUUUAGCUUUCAAUGCCUGGUAGUUGGCCAGUUUUACUUUUUGACUACAGUAAGAGAGAAAGGGCGAACGGGAUGGUGUGUGCAAUGACACAGAUUAAACAGCGGGUGGCAGUGUCAUCGAUGACCCGCAUGUAGGGUUUAUUGAAACAAACCAAGUCGUGCAUACACACGAGAAUAACUUUUUUUUUUUUUAAGUUCUGGGAAAGUAUAUUUGAGCGACAGGGGUUGAUCAUUCCAAUAACUAAUUAAAAUUAGGAGUUAUUGUAAAGCUUAUUUCUACCAGUUAUUGUUUCAACUAUAAAUUAUCCCCUCGCCAAAUUUCAUUUUCAGCAGUUCCCCUGCUUAUGAAUCUUCAACUAUUCAGGUUAUUCAGGGAUUAGGCAUCAAAUUAUAUAAGUCUUCGUGAUGUCUUUUUGUUGUUGUUGUUGUUUUUUGUUCAACACCCCCCGUCCCACCAGGCUUCUCACGGUGAGCACGACAGAAAAACUGCCAACUGCAACAUCUACCCAAAAUAAAAAUAAAAAAACCCCAACAAAAACAAACAUGCAAGUUAUCACCUGGAUGCAUCGUGACACUGACUAGAUUAAAGAAAUUCACUCCCGAAUAAAUAUCGACCUAGUUGUGAAUCGACUUUCGUUCAGGUCACUUUCCUUUGCGGGUCUAAUGAGUCAUGACAUCAUCCGAGCCCCCCCGAGUCUUCCUCCCACGCUCCCCCAGCCCACUCCCCUCCUUUAUUUGAAGGCGCUCCUCGCUCCAUCUCCCCAGUCAGCGCUGCAGAGGGACGACAGACGAGAGCCUGAUGGUACAACUGGGUCACUUUUUCUCCGGUCGUACCCUCACUACGGCAAAAUGAAGCCUGCGCUUAUCGUGGUUUUUGCUCUUCUUGCAGAAACUGUCGCGCUCCCAGUUGGCAAAGAGGGGCAAAAAGAUGUGGUUGCACGAUGUCUGGUCGAAGUCUUGACCAAAGCGCUGUCCAAGCCGGACGUUCAUUUGGAUGAGGAAUGCAAAGAUAUUCUCCAAGCAGGUGUCAAAUAUGCCCCAGAGAACAAAAAGACUACAGAGGGAAUUGUAACACCGGAGGACAUCUCUCGUGCGGGGGCCCCUACGGCAAAGACGGCGGACGUCAAAGACAUUGAGGCACUGCUGAAAUCUGUGGAGGAAAAGAGGGAAACCCCUGAAGAUGAGCGGAACCAGGAAUCGUGGAGUCUGAUAGAGAAGCGGGAUGGGGAGCAGGAGGAAGAAGUACGAGAGAAGCGGAGCAGCUGGAGGCCAGGAAGAUUCCACCAGAGGAAGAGCAAACGAGGAGAGGAAGAUUAUGACCGCAGUCAGGAGAGUUGGGGAGGCCUUGAAAGGAGGUCCGAUGACGAAGAAGAGGACGGAGAAAGUGAAGAACGAGAGAAGAGGAACUGGAGGCCCGGAAGGCACUACCAAAGGAAAAGUAAACGGGAUGAGGAAGACGGGGGAGAGCCAGAGGAGGAACGCAGUCAAGAGUACUGGGAUGCAGACAAGAGGCUGGAGAACGAGGAGGAGGAGAGAGAAAAGCGCAUAUGGAAACCUACACAUCGCUAUCAUCACAAGAUAAAGCUCCACAGGCGCAGCGACGAACCAUCCGAGGGUGAGGGAUACGAAGACCGCAGCCAGGAAUCAUGGGACGUUGACAAGAGGAGCUGGAAGGCUGGCCGAUUCCACCAGAGGAGACACAAGCGCGAUGAGGAGCCAUCGGAAGAAGCAAGGGAAGAGCCUGAGGAAGAGCGAAGCCAGGAACAUUGGGACGUUGACACUGGGAGAGAAAAGAGGGAGUGGAGGGCGGGAAGGUAUCAUCAAAGGAGACAGAAGCGAGAUGAGGAGCUUUCGGAGGAAGCGAAGGAAGAACCUGAUGAAGAGCGAAGCCAGGAAUAUUGGGAUUUUGACACCGGAAGAGAAAAGAGGGACUGGAGGCCAGGCAGGCAUUCCCAAAGGAGGCACAAACGCGAAGACAGGCUUUCAGAGGAUGCCAAGGAAGAGCCUGACGAAGACCGCAGCCAGGAAUAUUGGGAAUUUGAUACUGGGAGAGAGAAGAGGGACUGGAGACCUGGCAGGCAUUCCCAAAGGAGACACAAACGUGACGAGGAGAUUUCGGAAGAAGCCAGAGAUGAGCCCGACGAAGAACGGAACCAGGAAUACUGGGACUUUGACACAGAACGAGAUAAGAGGAGCUGGAGGCCCGGCAGGCACCACCAGAGGAAACACAAGCGUGCCGAAGAGCUUGGAGAGGACGGCAGGGCAGAGCCGGAGGAAGAGCGCAGCCAGGAAUAUUGGGAUUUUGACAAGAGAGAUGAUAAAGAAGACGUAGAGGUAGAAAAGCGGAUCUGGAAGCCCACCCACCGGUACCACCACAAGAGGAGACUUCACAAGCGAGGAUCGUCAGAGGAAGAGAUGGAGCCGAGGGGCGACUCGGAAGAGAACACAGAAGAGGAAAAGGACAGAGAUGAAGCCUUGAGGUACCUGGCUGAGAAACGCAAUCCCUGGAUUUACAGAGGCUAUUACCACCCGGCCUGGUAUAAGAGAGACUCAGAUGAACAUGCUGCAACAUCCGCUAAGAUGGAUGAACUGACCAAGCUGCUCAGUUACAAGUUAAACCAGCUGGCUAACCAGUCCACUAAAGAGGAGGAUAAGAGGAGUUCACAGCAGAGAGAGCUUACACCACAGGAGGAGAAACAGCUGGAAAAUCUGGCAGCGAUGGACAUGGAGCUGCAGAAAAUCGCAGCCAAGUUGCACGACAAGACCGCAUAAUCCCGGAGCAUUUUACUACAGUCUGUGAACCAUGCCAAGUUACUGUGCAUCUACCUAUUUAAUGUGCUUUGUGUUAAAAAAGAAACAAAGAAAAUUGCAAGAAAGCUCACAUCCUACCUGCUUUAUUUGAUGUAUUUGUGAUGUUACGUCAAAAUUAAAACAGCAUGGGAACGGC